AUGUCUGCCUCACCUUUCCCAGCCUUGCCUGUAUCGCAAGUCACAAUUCCAUCAAAUCCGCUCAUCAUCAAGGCGUAUGAGUAUGUCAAGGAACAUACCAGCCUUUCGACCUUGAACCAUUGCCUACGCAGCACUUCAUUCGCACUGAUUAUCUUGCGCAAGUUUCCACCUCUGGUGGCAGCUGCACCGCACUUGGACACCGAGCUUGUGGUUCUUUCGAUUAUCAUGCAUGAUUUAGGAUGGGCAACGACCAAAGAAAUUCUGUCGACAGACAAAAGAUUCGAGGUCGACGGAGCCAAUCUCGCUCGCAAGUUGAUCCAGUCAUGCACUACAGAGAUGACCUGGGACAAGCAUCGACUCCAGCUGAUAUGGGACGCCAUUGCUCUACAUACUACACCUUCCAUCGCGCAUAACAAGGAGCCGGAAGUCUUCCUCGCUCAACUAGGCAUCAUGGGAGAUUUCUUCGGGCCAAAUAUUCCCCUUCCCGGUGGCGUUAUCUCGAUCGACGAAUACAAGGAGGUCGUGACAGCAUUUCCAAGGGCAGGGUUCAAGGAAGAAAUGGUAGGCAUCAUGUGCGGGCUUUGCCGUGACAAGAAGGAAACGACGUUCGACAAUUUUGUCUCACAAUUUGGCGUGGUCGAGGGCCUUGAUGGGAAAGGCACUGGGAGGGAGGAAUACCAGAAGGAAUUGGAAGCGCACAAUCUGCGAAAUAUGCUCCUUGGGGGCCUUGAUGCUUGCAAGGAAUUUGAGUAG
Molecule: messenger RNA, 753 nt
Organism: Exophiala aquamarina CBS 119918
Lineage: Eukaryota; Fungi; Ascomycota; Eurotiomycetes; Chaetothyriales; Herpotrichiellaceae
Exons: 1
Coding region: 1-753 (250 amino acids)
Source: RefSeq, a predicted model, not a curated record